Molecule: messenger RNA, 3234 nt
Organism: Cyprinodon tularosa
Lineage: Eukaryota; Metazoa; Chordata; Actinopteri; Cyprinodontiformes; Cyprinodontidae
Product: GTPase IMAP family member 8-like
Exons: 6
Coding region: 101-2566 (821 amino acids)
Molecular function (GO): GTP binding
Source: RefSeq, a predicted model, not a curated record
UUCAACAUAAACAACAUUCCUUCUGCUUCAUUUGCUUUCAUUUAGAAACAGGUUUUGUUGGAACAAACAAGCAGAAAGUCGACAAAGUGAAGCUGAUGAAAUGGCCGCUUCAGCUGAUAUUUCCAACUCAGCACUGAGCCGCCCUGCUACAGAACUGAGGAUUGUGUUGAUAGGAGGAAGAUUCGAUUACCUUUCCAGCGGUAAAAGCUCAGCUGGAAACAUCCUCCUGGGUCACAAUGUUUUUGACACCAGCAGAAGAACAGCUCAGAGUGAAGCGAGGCAGCAGGAAGUACUCGGCAGACGACUCACAGUGGUUGAUACUCCAGGAUGGUGUUGGACUUAUCCAAGAGAAGAAACCCUAAAACUGGAUCAGAUAGAAAUCCAGAAUAGUGUCCAUCUGUGUCCCCCAGGACCUCAUGUCUUUCUGCUGGUCAUUCCUGUUGGUUCACAUUUCUUUAAUCUCAUCAAUCUCUCUCUAGAGGAACACCUGGAACUUUUCAAAGCAGAUGUUUUCAGUCACACCAUCGUGCUGUUCACUGCAGUCGACCCAUGUAGUGAUGAAACCAUUAAAUCUGAAAUCAGAGAAUGUCCAGUCCUGCAAUGGAUCCUUCAACAAUGUGGAAACAGAAAACAUGUUCUCAAUAUCAGCAACAGAGAAGAUAGAGAUCAAGUCAAGAUGCUUCUAGAGAAAAUUGAGGCGAUGAUUGAACAGAACAGGGGCAGACACUGUUCUGUUGAUGAAUCUGAUGGAAAUGCUCUGAGAGAGAGACUGAAAGAUUUGGUUAAAAAAGCCUCAAAAAGGUUUGAUGAAGUUCAGAAACAAAGAAGAAACCUGAAGCUGCAGAUUGAAGGUGGAAAAGUUCCUCCAAACCAUUUGAGAAUAUUAAUGAUUGGUGAUUCAUGGGCUGGAAAGAGCUCAGCAGGAAACAUCAUUCUUGGAAAAACUGCAUUUGGUGUGAAUGAAAGUGUUGGAAGAAAGACAACAGGCAGUGAAAUUAGCCACAGUGUGGUUGAAGGAAGGCGGCUCACAGUGGUGGAUUCUCCUGGAUGGUUCUACAUCCACACCCUUCAGGACACCAGUGAGAUGGACAAAAUGGAAAUAGAGAACAGUGUGAAUCUCUGUCCUCCAGGACCACAUGCUGUGCUGCUGGUUAUUACUCUGGUGAUCAGCUUUGAUGCAUCAUAUCUGAGAUCUGUCCAGGAUCACAUGAGUCUGUUUAGAGAAGAAAUCUGGAAACACACACUGGUUCUGUUUACUUAUGGUGACUGGUUAGGAGUGAAGACUGUGGAGGAGCAUAUAGAGAGUGAUAAAGGUCUGCAGUGGAUAGUGAACAAGUGUGGGAACAGGUAUCAUGUUCUGAACAACAACGACCACAGUGAUAAGACUCAGGUAAAGGAGCUCAUUGAGAAGAUUGAAGAGAUGUGGGCAGGAAAUGAAGAUCCUCAUUAUGAAGUGGACCUGGACCGAGCAGCACAGAUAGAAGCCAAGAUGGAGGCUGCAGACAAGGAAGCCAGAAGGUUGAAGGAGAUCAACGAGAGACAGUCAAGAGUCCUGAAAGAGGUUUAUGAAGCUGAGAGAGAUCCAGUCACUGACAUCAGGAUUGUUCUGGUUGGACAGAAAUGUUCAGGAAAGAGUUCAGCAGGAAAUCGGAUCCUUUUCAAGGAGAAAUUUAACAGAACCUUUGAGAGAGCUUGGUUGGAAAAGAACUAUGAAGAUCAGAGAACAUCUGCAACAUGUGAGAAACAUGAAGGAGACUUUGAUGGAGUAAAAGUCUCAGUGGUUGAAACACCAGGCUGGUUCUCAGACCCAACACCACCUGACUGGAUCAAAGAUGAAGUUCUCCACAGUGUCUCCAUGUUUUCUCCUGGACCUCAUGUUUUUCUCCUGGUUGUUCCAAUCUUCAGAGCUUUCUCUGAGAAAGAUCUCAAAGCUCUGGUGGAGGUCCUGAUGCCAUUAACAGAGAGAGUGUGGAGACACUGCAUGGUGCUGUUUACCUUUGGAAACUGGCUCAAUGGCCUCCCUGUAGAGAACUACAUCGUCAGAGAGGGCAAGGAGCUCCAGGAGCUUCUGGAGAAGUGUGGGAACAGAUACCAUGUUCUCAGCAGCUUUGAUUAUGAUGAUCCUGUUCAAGUCAAAGAGCUGUUCCAAAAAAUUAUCAACAUGGUAAAACAGAACAAAGGAUGCUUCACGACUGAAGGAAAAAGAAAGAAUUUUCAGUUUCUACCUUUGCAAGAAAAACAACGCAUGCUGAUGGAAGAGGAGUGGAACAGACGGGAGCAGGAGCUGAUGGAGAGAAUGAUGAAAGCUUUAGAAAAGGAACCAGAGAAACCAACAGUGCCCUCUGUGGAGGUGGCAGAGAGCAAGGAUGGGUUUUUAAUUCCAGACAUGAGCGGAGAUGUUUCCUCAGAAUAUGGGAGCAUUUCAGAGAUUAGGAAGCGACAAGCUCAUAACAACGUUGCUGAAUGGCUGGCUAAGAGAGUGAGACAGUCUGAGAUCAGCUCUGGGAUUGGCAGCAUUUGUUCCUCAGUCAGUUAUAUGGAGAAACAUGAUGAAGAUCUCCAAUAGAUUAAAAAAAAGAUUAAUUCAUUCUCACAGAGAAUAAAGAAGAUCCUCUGAACAUUUUCUCCAAUCCUUUAACUAAACACAGGAACUCUUGUUCAACCAAAAAGCUACUGCAGAAAUUAAAUGAUGGAAUCUAAAGGAGAACACAGGAUGGAAUAUGAAAAUAUAUCAGCUUGGUGCUACAUGAGACCUAUGUUGGUCUAAACACUGUAGAUCACAUUUUUAAAGUCCUGUAAUGUUCUGGGUUCUUUUGCUGCCAAAAAUAUGUUCAUGUGUGCUUUCACAUGCCAGUGUGUCUAUAUAAGAUGUGGGUGUAAUGUGUUUAUGUAAAGGAAGCUGUAUAUGUGGUGGGUUUAUGUGUACAUAUCAGAUUUAUAUGUUGUUUCCAUAUGCUGUACGUUUAUAUAUUCUGUCAAUGUGAAAUAUGUGUAGAUCAUGAGUUUUUCUCUUUAUCCUCAUGUCAGGUUGUUUAACCGUGUUGUUGAAUCUGUCAUCUUUUCCUGAUGUCAUUUAUCCUCUCAUAUUUACCUGCCAUCCUCUUUGUUGUUGGACUUGUUUGUUGGAUGGUGAAUUGCUGAAGAUCUUUUAACAGGCUUUUCUUUUUCCAAUGUAUUUUUUUUUUUAUUAAAACUUGGAAAGAUCUGAAGGAUUUAAGGAAAAAACACAUUUAA